Condylura cristata (star-nosed mole) is the source of this 4464-nucleotide messenger RNA. Its product is annotated as solute carrier family 23 member 1. NCBI's taxonomy places the organism in Eukaryota, Metazoa, Chordata, Mammalia, Eulipotyphla, Talpidae. Gene Ontology annotation, molecular function: transmembrane transporter activity. The record is from RefSeq and is a predicted model, not a curated record. Gene Ontology annotation, biological process: transmembrane transport. Gene Ontology annotation, cellular component: membrane. The transcript is spliced from 14 exons. Bases 317 to 4096 code for a protein of 1259 amino acids.
CGCCCCGCCAGCCCUGCCCGGGCACCCAGGGCUGCUGAUCCCGGCACCCGCGCGGCGUCAGGACUCCUCGGGUUCUUCAAGCUCCUACUACACGGCUCCAGAUUCCCCAGAGACCAUAGACGUUGGGCCGGACGCAGAAGGCCGGGCGAAUUGGCCCCGGGUGGCCCCUGCGCUGGGGGCGGGCGCACAGCCUCGCCUGUCCGUCAGCGCCCAGAAUAGCCGCCAGCAGCUCCCGCCCGGCUCGGGUUUCCAGCGAGGCCGGGGCUCGGACCCGCGGCCACCCCCGCCCCAGCUGCGCACGCUGCCGUCGGGGGAGAUGGAAGUCAUCUUCAGCGCUGGACCCCUGUUCAGCCGCUCCGACGCGGCGGAUAGCGAGGUGCAGCAGAUCACCGAGCAGGCCUUCGGCAGCCUCUCUCCGCCGAGUCCCGCGUCACCAGCCCCCGCUACACCGCAGCCCCAGGCCCCUGACGGUGGUUCCCGCUGGGCCACCUAUCUGGAGCUUCGGCCCCGCGGACCGAGUCCUGCCACUCCAGCACAGUUUGAGUGUGUGGAGGUGGCACUAGAGGAGAGCGCUGCGCCCGCCAAGUCCCGCACAGUGCCCAAGCGUCAGAUCGAGCUGCGCCCUCGACACCGGAGUCCUCCACGGGAGACGAGCGCGCCGAACCCUCCACUGCUCCUGCGUACGGGUUCCCUGGACGAGUCGCUGGGCCGCCUGCAGGCUGCCGCGAACCUCGUGCAGACAGCUCUGGCCAGAAAACUGAGCCCUGUGGCCCCUGCCCGCAGCAGCGCCACCUUCGGGCCCACCCGGCGACCAGAACCUACGCCCCGGGAAACGACCGGCAGUACUCGAGUGGUCCUGGAGCAGACCAGAUCUCGGCCCCCACGGACAGAGGGCACUUCAGCCCCUGGCAGGGCCCCACGGCCGUGGCCCAGCCUCCGGGAGCGUGCGAUUCGGCGAGACAAACCCGCACCUGGAACUGAGCCCCUCGGCCCGGUUAGUUCCAGCAUCUUCCUGCAGUCAGGGGAGAAGACCCACGAGGCACACGACCAGGAACCUAAGGUUCGCUUCCCGCGAGAGACUCUGGAUCCACCGGUUCCGAGGACACAGAGUCCGGCUUUUGAGUCUGGGGCUUCCUGGGACGUUCUGAAUAAGGCCAGGAGCCAGUCCCCACCGUGGCAGGCUCCAAAUGGGAUCGUGCAAGGUCCUCAUUGCCCGUCCCCCCAGAACCUCCCCCUGCGGAAUCGCGCUAGUCCGAGGGCCAGUAGCCCAUCCUUUCCUGAGGCAUCCUCUGAAUGGAAAAAUCAGGGUGCCGUGGAGGAAACUAUCAGCAGGAGGAGCCCCUCCCCUCUGAUCCUUUCCCAAUGGGAUCAGAGUACUGCCAGGGCAAGAAACCCAUCUCCGGAAGACCCUUCCCAGUGGGAGCCUCGGCAUCUGCCAGAGGAGAAUACGGAGGGAAGUAGGAGCCGGUCCCCACUGGUCUUGGCAUCAUGGGAGGUUCCAGAUCAUCCUGUUGGGACUUGGAACCCAUCACCCCAAGAGAUGUGGGAUCCCACGGUGCAGGAUUCAUCGAUACUAUCUAACCAGGAUGUUCUGAAUGGCACAGCCCAAGAAGGCCUGUCGCCUGACACCCCAGAGCCUGCAGAGGCGCUGAGUCCAUCCACGUGGGAGAGGCCAGAUCUUGCCCUUGAAAGCAAUCAGCUGUUGCCAGGGGUGGCUGCACCAGAGCUACCCCCGAGUCGCCUCCUGGGCCCCCUGGAUGCCGACACUUGCCGGGAAGACUUGGGCCCUGGAGAAGUGGCCUCGGGUCGCCGGCGCGUGGCCAUUCCGCGGCCUCGCGACGUGCGCAAGAUGGUGAAGACCACUUACGCGCCCAGCUUCCUGGCGGGAAGCUCAGGCUCAGCGAAGCCUUUGCCUCCUGCAGACCCCAACGGGGAGAAAGGCGGCGCAUCCAGGAAGCCAGCGCUGGGGGUCCCCGCCCCCGCUCACUACACUUCCAUUUUUCUCAAGGACUUUCUGCCGGUCGUGUCGCACCCUUAUGAGCCCCCAGAGACAUGUCCCGACGCGGUCCCCAGGGACGCUUUGCAGCCCAACGGGGUCCUGCGGCGGAGAGCAGAGAACAGCACGGCAAAACCCUUCGCGCGCACUGAGAUCCGUCUGCCUGGUGCCCUGGCCUUGGCCCACCGACCCGAGGGAACCCGGGGAGUUCUGGUGCACGAUCCUGAUGGGGAAAACCUGGAUGCCGAGGCCAGGUGCCCACUCCCGGAGGGCGAGAGUCGAACCAGCCCUCAAGGCGGCGCUCGCACCUCACCCCAGAGGUCGUCCAUAGGGUCAGCAGGGACCUCCACGAGGGACCCCCCGAUGUCCGGGCCCACGGGGCCCAAGUUUGACAUGUUGUACAAGAUUGAGGAUGUGCCGCCCUGGUACCUGUGCAUCCUGCUCGGCUUCCAGCAUUACCUGACGUGCUUCAGUGGCACCAUCGCUGUGCCCUUCCUCCUGGCUGAGGCGCUGUGUGUGGGUCGAGACCAGCACAUGGUCAGCCAGCUCAUUGGCACCAUCUUCACCUGCGUGGGCAUCACCACCCUCAUCCAGACCACCCUGGGCAUCCGGCUGCCGCUGUUCCAGGCCAGUGCCUUUGCAUUUCUGGUCCCAGCCAAAGCCAUCCUGGCCCUAGAGAAAUGGAAGUGUCCCCCAGAAGAGGAGAUCUACGGUAACUGGACCCUGCCCCUGAACACUUCUCAUAUCUGGCACCCACGGAUGAGAGAGGUCCAGGGUGCAAUCAUAGUGUCCAGCAUGGUAGAGGUGGUGAUUGGACUGGUGGGGCUGCCUGGAGCCCUGCUCAGCUAUAUCGGGCCUCUCACAGUCACCCCCACGGUCUCCCUCAUUGGCCUCUCUGUCUUCCAAGCUGCUGGUGACCGAGCUGGCUCCCACUGGGGAAUCUCAGCUUGCUCCAUUCUCCUGAUCAUCCUCUUCUCCCAGUACCUCCGCAACUUCACCUUCCUGCUGCCUGUCUACCGCUGGGGCAAGGGCUUCACUUUCUUCCGCAUCCAGAUCUUCAAGAUGUUUCCUAUUGUGCUGGCUAUCAUGACUAUGUGGUUGCUCUGCUACAUCCUGACCCUCACAGACGUGCUGCCUGCAGAUCCCACGGCCUAUGGCUUCCAGGCACGAACAGAUGCCCGAGGGGACAUCAUGGCGAUAUCACCCUGGAUCCGCUUCCCCUACCCCUGUCAGUGGGGCCUGCCCACAGUGACUGCUGCUGCUGUUCUGGGAAUGUUCAGUGCUACAUUAGCGGGCAUCAUCGAGUCCAUUGGAGAUUACUACGCUUGUGCCCGCCUGGCUGGGGCACCUCCCCCUCCAGUACAUGCUAUCAACAGGGGUAUCUUUACUGAAGGCAUCUGCUGCAUUAUCGCCGGGCUGUUGGGCACAGGCAACGGGUCCACCUCAUCCAGCCCUAACAUUGGAGUCCUGGGGAUUACCAAGGUGGGCAGCCGGCGUGUGGUGCAGUACGGUGCUGGCAUCAUGCUGAUCCUGGGCACCAUUGGCAAGUUCACCGCCCUCUUCGCCUCGCUGCCUGACCCCAUCUUGGGGGGCAUGUUCUGUACUCUGUUCGGCAUGAUUACGGCUGUGGGACUGUCCAACCUGCAGUUCGUGGACAUGAACUCCUCCCGCAACCUCUUUGUGCUCGGAUUUUCCAUGUUUUUUGGGCUCACGCUCCCCAAUUACCUGGAGUCCAACCGCGGAGCUAUCAACACAGGCAUUCCUGAAGUGGACCAGAUUCUAACUGUGCUGCUGACCACGGAGAUGUUCGUGGGUGGAUGCCUGGCUUUCAUAUUGGACAACACAGUGCCUGGGAGCCCAGAGGAACGAGGGCUGAUACAAUGGAAAGCUGGAGCUCAUGCCAACAGUGAGACCUCUGCCAGCCUCAAGAGCUACGAUUUCCCCGUUGGGAUGAAUAGGAUAAAGAGGAUUGCUUUUCUGAAAUACAUUCCUAUCUGCCCAGUCUUCAAAGGAUUUUCUUCAAAGUCAAAAGACCAACUUCCAGUUCCAGAAGACACUUCAGAAAAUAUAGAAAGUGGGCCUGUGUCAACCAAGGUCUGAAGUAUUACUCCCAGGAAAGGUAGGACAUAUGUUAGUCUAUGGUUUUUGUGGGAGGACUGAAAAACCACACAACUCUUACCCUUUAAGAAACUACUCAGUUUCCACUCUUGUGGCCUGAGUGUCACUCAGGGAAAGGUAGACUGAAUCAAAAGUCAAUAUAUGGAUUUUGGGUGGAACUCCUUAGCCAUUUUUUGGUGACAAUGGAACUUCUCGAAAGUGUGGGUCACUAGAAGGAUACAAAUAGUCUAAAAUAUUGAUGUUUUCAGUCUUCUGGGUAUUGGGGCAGAAAUGGAUCAACCAGAGCCCAUGAGCCACAGCCAACCUCAUCCCUGCACUCCAGUAUACUGUUACCACCUGAUGGAAAAUGU